AUGGUGGAAAAAGGCCCCGAUGAGUGGCUAGAGAGGAUCAAGAAUUGCCAGUCGUUGACCGAGAAUGAGAUGAAGCAACUUUGUGAAAUGGUAAAAGAACUCCUGAUGGAGGAGAGUAACAUUCAGCCCGUGCAGACACCUGUGACUGUUUGUGGUGAUAUUCAUGGCCAGUUUCACGACUUAUUGGAGCUGUUUAGAACUGCAGGUGGGUUUCCCGACCACAUCAAUUACAUCUUUUUGGGAGACUACGUGGAUCGUGGGUACUACAGUUUGGAGACUUUCACGCUUUUGAUGUGUUUGAAAGUCAAAUACUCUUCCAGGAUAACACUCGUUAGGGGAAAUCACGAAUCGAGGCAAAUUACUCAAGUAUACGGUUUUUAUGAAGAGUGUCUGAACAAAUACGGAUCUACAACGGUAUGGAAAUAUUGUUGUCAAGUGUUUGAUUUCCUUACUUUAGCAGCGAUCAUUGACGGCAGAAUAUUGUGUGUGCACGGUGGUUUGUCUCCAGAGAUCAGAAUGCUUGAUCAAAUUCGUGUUCUCUCCAGAGCACAGGAAGUUCCACACGAAGGAGGGUUCUCAGAUCUACUAUGGAGUGAUCCCGAUAACGUCGAAGCUUGGCAAGUGUCACCGCGUGGUGCUGGUUGGUUGUUUGGCAGUAAAGUGGCCCGUGAAUUCAAUCACGUUAAUGGUCUGAAUUUGAUCGCCAGAGCGCACCAAUUGGUCAUGGAAGGUUUCAAGUACCACUUUCCCGAGAAGGAUGUGGUUACAGUGUGGUCUGCACCCAAUUACUGCUACAGGUGUGGUAAUGUGGCCAGUGUCAUGAAGGUCGAAGAAGACCUGGAACCUACUUUCAAGAUCUUCUCUGCUGUGCCGGACGACUACAUCCAGGAAACUGCAGCUAAUCACAACAACCAGAGAGGGGGAUACUUCUUAUAG
Molecule: messenger RNA, 936 nt
Organism: Torulaspora delbrueckii
Lineage: Eukaryota; Fungi; Ascomycota; Saccharomycetes; Saccharomycetales; Saccharomycetaceae
Gene: SIT4
Product: type 2A-related serine/threonine-protein phosphatase SIT4
Exons: 1
Coding region: 1-936 (311 amino acids)
Biological process (GO): peptidyl-serine dephosphorylation; G1/S transition of mitotic cell cycle
Cellular component (GO): cytoplasm
Molecular function (GO): protein serine/threonine phosphatase activity
Source: RefSeq, a predicted model, not a curated record